AUGGCGGAAACUAAACAUUCCUAUCUUGCAGUAAUCGAUUAUGAGCAAGUGGCUGUGAAAUUAAGUGCACUUGCAAGUUCUCUUAAGCCUCAAGGAAGGGUCUAUUACUUUGUAGUGAAUGCUUUGUGCAGAUUGUUAUUCCAUAGGAAACACCCUAAGAAUUCUUACAAGCAUUAUUUCUUCUCUAAAGUUGGUGACUAUUUUAUUGGAAAUCACGGUCCUAAUGAUAGCAAGGAGAAGGAGCUAUAUGAUAAUGUAGUGAAAUACUUUAAGGGUGCUGGUCAUGCAAGGUCAUUAGCAUACAACCAAUAUAUACCAAACUUGACUACAAUCUGGAGUGAAGUUGUUCAAAUUGACUUUGGGUUCCAUGGAUAUGAAGUUAUCUAUGCAGAUGUACCUCAGCAGACUAAGAACUUUAGCAAUGAUAGUGGUAUCUUUGCGAUGAAGAAUCUAGAGCUUUGGGAGCUAAAUGUCUAUUUGAUGGACAAGUUUUUGGAAGCUGAUAUUGGGCAUCUUCGUAUCAAGUACGUCAAUGACAUGAUUUUCAAUGAAUACAAUAGUUCUGAUGAUGGUCGAUCUAAAGUGAUGAAAUAUGAUGCUGAGUUACCAAUGGUGGAAGUUCACCCUCAGAGGUGGAACUCUUAUCAGGAGCAGCAACCUGUUUGA
Messenger RNA from Miscanthus lutarioriparius, 666 nucleotides. The record is from the annotation of a GenBank genome assembly. Lineage: Eukaryota; Viridiplantae; Streptophyta; Magnoliopsida; Poales; Poaceae.